Molecule: messenger RNA, 2013 nt
Organism: Erythranthe guttata (spotted monkey flower)
Lineage: Eukaryota; Viridiplantae; Streptophyta; Magnoliopsida; Lamiales; Phrymaceae
Product: Mitochondrial ATP synthase D chain-related protein
Source: RefSeq, a predicted model, not a curated record
UUUUUCUUUUCAUAUUUGCGUUGGAUAGAUAUUUACUUCAAUUCACUUCGAUUAAUCUUCACGCAAUAUUUGACCUUAUCGACUAAUGGAGGAAGACAAGAAGAAGAAGAAAAACAGGAAGAAGAAGAAUAAGCAAGCUACUAAACCAAUAGAAAGUGUCACACUUGACGUAGGGGCCGGGCAAUCAACUUCUAAUGGUCAGAUUCAUGAUCCGGAGAUAGAACAGAAUAAUAAUAAUGGUCAAGUAUCAGGGAUUGUUAAUGAGACAAAUGAUGUUGGAGGGGACCUACUUGCUAAUAGGGAUGAACCACUUGCUAAUGGCACUAGAGGAGCAAAUUUAGCUCAAGUCGAGAAACAAUACUGGCUUGACAGAGAGGCCAGUUUCCAAGACAAAAUUAAAGAACUUCAAGCUGAAAAGGAUGCUCGGAUAGAGAAAGAGGCUUCCACUGAAGAGAGAAUUAAGCAGUUGCUCAAGGAAAAGGACAAAAUUUCACAAGAAGAGCUAGCUGGUCAGAAAGAAAAUAUCAAACAAUUACAUGAUGAAAAGAAUGCAUUCAUGCAGAAUGAGGCUAGCCUGAAGGAGAAACUUGUACAAUUGGAAAAGGAAAUUGGUGCAUUGAUCCUGAAAGAGGCUAGUCUAGAAACCGAAGUUCAACACCUGAAGGAUGAACAGGAUUCCUGGAAACAGAAAGAGGCUAGCCUAAAGGAGAAACUUGUACAUUUGGAAAAGGAAAAUGAUGCAUUGAUUCUGAGAGAGGGCAGCUUUCAACAUAAAAUUCAACAAAUACAAGGGGAAAUCGAUGCUCACCUGCAGAAAGAGGCUAGUCUAGCCACCGAAAUUCAACAGCUGAAGGAUGAAAAGGAUUCUUGGAUGCAGAAAGAGGCGGAUUUUAAAGCAAAAAAUAAUCAAUUGGUGGAUGAAGCUGCAGUUUUGCAUUUGAAAAUGGUGAACUUGCAAGAGAAGAUAACACAGAUGGAAAGAGAAAGAGAUGCGUGGGUCCUCAAAGAGGACUCAGCCAAGGAAUCGAUUGCCAGCCUGACUAAUGAUAACACCAACUUGCGAGCUCUGGUGAUGGACCUGGAGCAAUCAAGGGAGAGUCUUUUAGAAGAAACACAACAUUUGACUCAGAUUAUUUCCAGUCUUAAGUUACAGAACAAAAAUCUUGAUACCACUGCUGAUUUUCCUCACUCCUCUAUGGACAACAAAGUGACUUCCGAAGAUGGUGAAGUUAACUACCAUAUAGAAGAUGCACGUGAACCAGUUGGGGAAUCUGUUGCACAAAAUGCAGAGCUUGUUGACAAGGUGAAUGAGUUGUUGUAUGCUGAGCUUGACCAACGAGGUGUAGCGAAAGAACAUUUUUCCUCUGCUACCUCUGUUCCAUUGGCUUUUACUGAUAUUGAUAAUGGCUCAGCUGCUCUUGAACCUGAUUUAGCAGUUGGAGCUGAAGCUAGCAAGGUACUGCAGCCUAUCUCAGGCAGCACCCAGUCUUUAGAAGAUGUCAUGAUCGAAGAUCAGAGAAACCUUGAACUUGUCAAUGUUAGUCAUAGCCCUGGACUUGCAAAUUCUUCGGAAAUAAUAGAGGCUGAUGAAAUUGUGCAAAUUCCGUUAAAUGAGAAAGAAAUUAAGGAACCUGUUUUGGAGAAUGAUGACAAGGAAGGUGUAGGACUCACGGAUGCUCCAUUGAUUGGUGCUCCGUUCCGUUUAAUAUCUUUUUUUGCUAGAUAUGUUACCGGAGCUGAUUUAGUUGAUAAGAACACUGCCAAAUAUGGAUGAUGAUGAAUCCCAUCCAUGGCGUUUAUAGUUAUAUCUAUUUUUGUAUACAAAGCAGACACUCGAGAGAUUUUGAACGAGUCCAAACGGGAUCACGUCCACAGUUUUCUAAUACUAGGUCGAUACAGAGAUAACAGGUCCAGGAAAAGCUGUCUAGAUCUGUUUAUACAUGUUUUUAUUUUAAACUAUUUAGAAGAUGUUUGAAUGUCGGAAACAAUUGAAUUAACCAAUUUUCUUUUAUU